AUGCCUUGCCCAUCGAAAUUGGACGACUUGGUUUUCUUUGUGAAUGGGAGAAAGGUAAGUGAUAGGAAUGUGGACCCAGAAGUCACUCUGCUGACCUUCCUACGAAAGAACUUAUGCCUCACAGGAACCAAGUACGCCUGUGGAGGAGGAGGGUGUGGGGCCUGCACUGUGAUGGUGUCGAAGCGUGACCCUCUGUCCGCGAAGAUCAGACACUUCUCCAUUACUGCGUGCCUGGUGCCCAUCUGCUCUCUGUACAGGGCUGCUGUCACCACCAUGGAAGGUGUUGGAAGCAUCAACACCAGACUUCACCCAGUGCAGGAGAGGAUCGCCAAGAGCCACGGCACCCAGCGUGGGUUCUGCACCCCUGGGAUGGUGAUGUCCAUGUACACGCUGCUUAGGAACCACCCGCAGCCCUCAGAGGAACAGCUCGUGGAAGCCCUGGGAGGUAAUCUGUGCCGCUGCACCGGGUAUCGGCCAAUUCUCACGAGUGGAAGGACCUUCUGUGUGUUAGGAAGAUGGCAACCUGAGGCAUUUGGGCAGAGAACUGGGGUAUCGAAAGAAAGUAUUUUACUAGAUACUGAGGAGAAAUUAUUUAAGGAAGAAGACACAAGAGGACCUGCAAUGAAAUAUCAAGGACACUUUCACCCAAUUCUCCUCUCUCCUGCUAGGAUUUCUGAGCUCAGUAUGGUAUCCAAAUCAAGGGAUGGACUGACAAUAGGUGCUGGCUGCAGUCGCCAAGUAAAAGACAUUUUGGCUGAGCGAGUUUCCGAGCUUCCAGAGGAGAAAACUCAGACAUACCGAGCCCUCCUGAAGCACCUGAAGAGUCUGGCAUGCCAGCAGAUCCGGAAUAUGGCAUCCUUAGGGGGACAUAUUAUAAGCUGGCACUGCUAUUCGGAUCUGAAUCCAAUUUUGGCUGUGGGCAACGCUACCCUCAAUCUGCUCUCAGAAGAAGGUACGCGCCAGAUUCCUCUAAACGAACAUUUUCUUGCCGGGUUGGCAAGUGCAGACCUUAAGCCAGAGGAAAUUUUGGAAUCUGUGUACAUCCCUCACUCUCAAAAGUGGGAAUUUGUGUCAGCCUUCCGACAGGCUCAGGGCCAGCACAAUGCCUUGGCCGACGUGAGUGCUGGCAUGUGGGUCCUCCUCAAGGAAGGCACAGACACCACUGAGGACCUGAGCGUCUCCUACGGAGGGGUUGGGGCCGCCACGGUCAGCGCACAGAAAUCCUGCCAGCAGCUUGUGGGGAGGCCCUGGAAUGAGCUGACGCUAGAGGAAGCUUGCAGGCUGCUUCUGGAAGAAGUCUCCCUCCCAGGCUGGGCUCCAGGGGGGAAAGUGGAAUUCAAGAGGACUCUGGUGGUCAGUUUCUUCUCCAAAUUCCUGGAAGUUCUGCAGGAACUGAAGAAGCUAGGAAAGCUGAUGCCUGUAACCACCGACAGCCAUCAUUAUCCUGAAAUUUCAGACCAAUUCCUAAGUGCUCUAGAAGAUUUCCCUGUCACAGGACCCCAGGGAGUCCAAAGGUACCAGAGUGUGGAUUCUCACCAAUCCCUCCAAGACCCAGUUGGACGUCCCAUCAUGCACCUAUCAGGUCUUAAACAUGCUACAGGUGAAGCCAUAUUUUGUGAUGACAUUCCAAUGGUGGAUAGAGAACUUUUCAUGGUGUUGGUGACCAGUACCAGAGCCCAUGCAAAAAUCAUAUCAGUUGAUUGGUCUGAGGCCCUUGAACUACCUGGGGUGGUUGAGGUGAUAACAGCUGAGGACAUUCCAGGCACCAGUGGGACUGAGGAUGACAAGCUGAUGACUGUAGAUGAGGUGCUUUGCAUGGGCCACAUCAUCUGUGCUGUGGUUGCAGAGACAGAUGUACAGGCAAAGAGUGCAACUGAAAAGAUAAAGAUCACCUAUGAAGAUCUGGAGCCAGUAAUCUUGACCAUCAAC
This is a messenger RNA of Leptonychotes weddellii (Weddell seal), 1929 nucleotides long. The record is from RefSeq and is a predicted model, not a curated record. Lineage: Eukaryota; Metazoa; Chordata; Mammalia; Carnivora; Phocidae.